This is a messenger RNA of Eurytemora carolleeae, 2454 nucleotides long. It is a transcript of the gene CysRS, whose product is annotated as cysteine--tRNA ligase, cytoplasmic. Gene Ontology annotation, biological process: cysteinyl-tRNA aminoacylation. Gene Ontology annotation, molecular function: cysteine-tRNA ligase activity; ATP binding. NCBI's taxonomy places the organism in Eukaryota, Metazoa, Arthropoda, Copepoda, Calanoida, Temoridae. Gene Ontology annotation, cellular component: cytoplasm. The record is from RefSeq and is a predicted model, not a curated record. The coding region runs from base 56 to 2326 and encodes 756 amino acids. The transcript is spliced from 4 exons.
UCCUCCUCUUCUGACUGGUAAAUUUCAGAAAUUUAUAUGAGAGAACCAUAAUCGAAUGCAUUUUCAGUGUGUAAGCCUCCGUCUUGUUGGUCGAAGCUUGUCCCCACGGUUUCUCCACUCCAGUCUAACAAUGUCGAAACGUGUUCAGCCCAGCUGGAGUCCACCGGAAAACCAACAAACUCCGGUGCUCGAACUUUUCAACAGUCUUACCAGGAAAAAGGAGGUAUUUGUCCCCCAAGCAGGUCGACGUGUAACCUGGUAUAACUGUGGUCCAACAGUUUACGACGCGUCCCACAUGGGUCACGCGCGGACUUACCUCUCAUUCGAUAUCCUUAGACGUGUCAUUCAGAACUACUUCGGGUACGAUAUUUUUUAUGUUAUGAAUAUCACGGAUAUAGAUGAUAAGAUUAUCAAACGAGCUCGUCAGAACCAUCUUUACCAGCAGUAUUUAGCAGAGAAGCAUUCUCUGGAGAAGGUUUUGGAGGAUUGCAACAUUGUUAUGGAGUAUUUUGGAGGGGUCGUUGAGAAAACAACGGAUCCGGAUAAAAAGAUUAUGCAGGAAAGAAUGUUUGAGAAGCUGAAGGUUGCCGUGGGCAGUGUCGAAACUGCAGUCAAGUCUGGAGAUCAAGGACGGGUUGAGGAGGAGAAGGAGAACUUGCUCAGAGAGGCCAAGGACGUACUCUCCGACUGGUUGGAUUCUAAAAUCGGUAGCUCGGUCACGAAGAACAAAAUAUUCUCUGAUUUACCUAGGUAUUGGGAGGAAGCGUUUCAUAAAGACAUGGAAUCCUUGAAUGUUCUUCCUGCAGAUUGUUUAACGCGUGUCAGUGAAUACGUUCCGGAAAUUGUAGAUUAUAUCCAGUCCAUCAUCGAUCGAAAUUAUGCGUACGAAUCCAACGGCUCCGUGUAUUUUGAUGUGAAACAGUUUGACGCAUCUCCCUGCCACCAUUACGCAAAACUUGUCCCCGAAGCCUUCGGUGACGCUAAAGCUUUAGCUGAAGGAGAAGGAGACCUAAGCGCUGACGGUCAGGAAAAGCGUUCUUUGAAUGAUUUUGCUCUCUGGAAGAAAUCCAAGCCCGGAGAACCCUCCUGGGAAAGUCCCUGGGGACUUGGAAGACCAGGAUGGCACAUCGAGUGCAGUGCAAUGGCCUCGGCUAUCCUUGGAUCCUCUAUUGAUAUUCACACGGGCGGAUACGACCUCAAGUUCCCUCAUCAUGAUAACGAGAUUGCUCAGUCCGAAGCGUACUUUGAUAACGAUGUUUGGAUUCGUUACUUUCUUCAUUCCGGUCACCUAACUAUUGCUGGAUGCAAAAUGUCUAAAUCUUUGAAGAACUUCAUAACGAUUCAGGACGUACUUAAGACGUAUACAGCCCGACAACUCCGGAUAACCUUCCUUCUCCACUCCUGGAAGGACACCUUGGACUACAAUGAUAACACGAUGGAGCUCGCCAAAUCUUAUGAAAGAACUGCAAAUGAGUUCUUCCUGGGCGUUAAACAUAUACUGAGGUCCACACCCGCUACCGGGGUAGCCGCCUUCUGUAAAUGGGGUAAAGACGAACUUGAGCUGAACAAAAAACUAGAGAAAUGCAAGGCUGGUGUUCACGCUGCAUUCUGUGAUAAUAUUGAUACUAGAACAGUUCUUGAAACUUUAAGAGAACUGAUCACAAACUCUAACUCCUACCUUGCAAACCCGCAACCCGGAGCUCUUAACAGGCAACUGCUGAAGAACGUUGCGUCCUAUAUCACAGAGAUAUUCAGUGUCUUAGGAAUGAUAUCAAAGGACGAAUCUGUUGGAUUCCCUGUGUCCGGUUCAGCUGACGGAGUAGAUCUAGAGACACUGGUUCUUCCGUACCUUAGUGCCAUGGCUGACUUCAGGGACAACGUGAGGGUCUCAGCUAGGGAGAUCAAGGCCUCUGAUAUCCUCAAAGAGUGUGAUCGAUUGAGAGACGAUGUCCUGCCCAACCUCGGAGUAAGAUUAGAGGACAAGGAGGCAGCUCAGACUGUGAUCAAGCUGGUGGACAGGGACGUGUUGAUGAAGGAGAGAGAGGAGAAGAAGGCAGUGGAGGAGAAGAAAAGACUGGAAAAGGAAGCCAAGAAGAAGGAAGCAGCAGAUAAAGCUGCUGCACUGGAGGCACAGAAAAGAAUUCCUCCGACCGAGAUGUUUAAGUCGGAGACGGAUAAGUACAGUCAGUUUGAUGAUAAAGGUUUCCCUACUCUUACCAAGGACGGAGAAGAGAUCCCUAAAGCUCAAGUAAAGAAGUUGCAGAAGUUGUAUCAGGCCCAGGAGAAGAAAUACAGCGAAUAUCUCAAGUCUCAAAACGAACAAUAGUUUUUAUUUGCACUCUGUGUUUCCUGAAAUAUGUAUUUAUUACAGUUUUAUCCUAAAUUUAUUUCUUUUCUACUUUUGGUAACAGUCAGAUAUUUAUGUAUUUGUUAAUUUGGUUCUAAUGUUUCAGA